Molecule: messenger RNA, 1897 nt
Organism: Nycticebus coucang (slow loris)
Lineage: Eukaryota; Metazoa; Chordata; Mammalia; Primates; Lorisidae
Product: protein CC2D2B-like
Exons: 10
Coding region: 231-1565 (444 amino acids)
Biological process (GO): non-motile cilium assembly; protein localization to ciliary transition zone
Cellular component (GO): ciliary transition zone
Source: RefSeq, a predicted model, not a curated record
ACAAAAGUUUGCAGUAGAUGUCUGUAGUGAAAGCUUUUCUGCUUGACAUUUAAACAUUUUCAUUUUUUAUGAUAAAAGAGGUACAUGUAUAUGAUAAAUUAUAAUGUACGUGCUAGCUUUAAUGAAAGGUAGCAGUGCUCAAAGGAUAUAGCUUUUUCUUAGUUACCCUUUAUAAAAGAAAAGAACACAGGCAAUUUCAUAGUUCUUUAUGAAUAAUGCUUAGAAAAUAAAUGGGUUCUGAGAAAAUUAAGCAUUUAAGUAUGUAUUUUUUUUUUAUUUGCAGCUCACCAGGACAUGAUUAUAGCUUCUCAAGUUUAUCUAAAAUAAAAGAUAAGAUAUAUAUAAACAUUUUCGAUGAAAUGAUCAUUGAAAAACAUGAGGAUCACUGUCUCAAGAGCUGUAAUGGUCAUUCGUAUAUAAGAAAGAAUUGGCUCGGAUCCAUUAUCUUCCCUUUUUCUGCUCUUCUGCAACAAUCUGAGUUUUCAGAUCAAAUAGAUGUUUUACAAAGAGCUCAGAUCUUUAAAAAGAAUUGCAAGGCAAUGUUUCCUAACCGAAGAAUCAUAACUACUGUUUUUAAUGAUGAAGGCAUACAGAUCUUAGUAACAAGAUAUAUCAAGGCAUUAAAUCCACCUCAACAAUUUCUGGAAACAUUUCUUCAUGAUUCUAGUGCAACAUUUGACCUUGUUGCUCAAUUUGUAUCAUUGAUUCCUUUUAUACCUGAUACACUGGAUGAAAAUGAUGGUACUGAUAUAUGGAUGACAUCAGAGCGCGUUAUCACUUUGGCUCUUGGAAAUAAGGAGGAGCAUGCCAUACUUCUCUGUAAUUUCUUUCUGUAUUUUGGGAAGAAAGCAUUGGUCCUACUGGGAACCUCAGUGUUAGAAGGGCACGUGGCUUAUGUAUUAACUCAAGAAACUGAUGAAUAUUUGCUUUGGAAUCCAUCAACUGGGCAAUGUCACAAUCAGUUUGACCCAUUUUGUCCCUUACAAAGCGUAGAUUGUUUGUUUGAUGAUAGAAAUGUCUGGUUUAAUAUUCAACAAAAUAAUAUACCAAUGGCUGUCCAUUUUGACUAUUCAAAGGAAAGUUUCUGGAAACAGUUGCUUCCAAAAAGUUUUCCAGAGACAAAAGUACAAAGUAUACAGCCUGAAGAAAUAAAUUAUACUGAGACUAACAAAGCCAUGGUAGAAGAUCUAAAGAACAGGAUUGAAAGAACUCUAAAGUGUAAAAUGAUGGAAUGGCGACCUCAACACCCAACACGUUGGAAUCGACAAUGUACUUCUAUUUUGCGACAAAUCCUUCCUAAGCUAGAACUUGGCAUGGAAAGGUUUGCUUCAUCUGAGGAAGAGAGUGAAUUUGAAAAACUACUACAACUUUAUUGGGUUGUAGGAUUUCCCAUCCAGAUGCCAUACACGGAUCUACAGUCAGUUAUUGAUGCCGUGUAUCAAACUGGAAUUCACUCUUCUGAAUUUCCUCAGACAGAAUUUGCUUUAGCUGUGUACAUUCACUCCUACCCAAAUAACAUAUUAUCUGUGUGGGUCUAUUUGGCUUCCUUAGCCCUAUAUCAGUGAAAAGGAGGAAGAGAAAAGGCAAAGACUGUGCUAUGCGUCCCUAGACCAGGAGCAACCAAGAUUUUUCUGGUACCUGGUACUUGCUCUAAAAUCCAGCCAAGUGCUGAGCCCAAUUUUUGAUUCACUUAUAGAGGUGGGCACUAUGGAGACUCACUCCCCUGAGUCUUUGAGGAUGAAUCUAGAUGAGAGAUUCAUCCAGAGACCUCUUCAAGGAGAAUCCUUUGGGAAGUCUGGCUGUCUUGGGUCACUGUCUGUUGUAAGUCUUACUCUGAAAAAGAAGCAAUUCUGGCCUUUCCCCCUACGGUUGAUGUUUCUCAAAUGAUGGACCUCAC